AUGCGGCUCUUGCUGUACAAUAUGCAAGCCACGAUCAAACCUUGCGCAAGCAGAGUUGCCGGCCCUGGAAUUUAUCCAUCCAUCUCACAGACCGAGACUCCGAGCACCCCCAUACCCAUUGCAUUUUAUGCACCAACGACUAGGAAACAAGCACCGCAAGCGUUGCUAUGGCUUGACUCUUAUCAUGGACUAAUGAACGCAGAUGCUGGUGAGGAUCCUCCGUCUCACAGAAGUUUGGUAUUGAUUGUGGCUUUCUACAGCGCAAAAGUCCACAAAAAAUCUCUGGUGAGCAUUGCCAUCAUCAAAGCGCAGGAAGUUUGGUAUAACUUCGGUUCAAUCGGUGGCUGCAACAAAGUCCGGCCCAGUCGUGCAGCCAUGUCUGCUCAUCAAUAG
This is a messenger RNA of Pseudocercospora fijiensis CIRAD86, 393 nucleotides long. RefSeq lists its product as uncharacterized. Lineage: Eukaryota; Fungi; Ascomycota; Dothideomycetes; Mycosphaerellales; Mycosphaerellaceae. The record is from RefSeq and is a predicted model, not a curated record. The coding region runs from base 1 to 393 and encodes 130 amino acids. The transcript has 5 exons.